AUGGCUGCGUCUUCUCGAGCCGUCUUCCACCUCCUCCCGCUCCUCCUCCUCCUCGUUACAUCCGCGUCUGCUGCUCGCCGCCCGCCACCAACCAAAGCGCAGAUCAAGGCGGAGGUGUCGUGGAUGGCGAAGCGGCUGCUGCAGCGGUACCCACAGUACUCCAAGUUCUCAAAGGACUUCAACAAAUACGUCAACCUCGCCAGUCAGUUCUGCUCCCUGCCUCUUCCUCCCUGUUUCGUCCUCCCUGCCUCAUCCUCCCUGCAUCAUUCUCCCUGUCUCAUUCUGCCUAAAUCAACUUCCUUGCUUCCUCUCUUUUCCGUGCUUUCAUUCUGCACUUGUCCCUCCAGAAUGAUGGAUCGUCUUCCUGCUUUCCCUACUUUUCUUACCAUUUUGAACUCCAAGUACAAUUUCUCAGCACUUGCUGACGCCACCCUCCUCAUUCCCAGCAACACAGCGGCAAAGGCGCUUUCCAAGAGGCUUCCUCUCACGUCCAAGAACAUUCCCAAGGCAUACAACGUCACAGCCUAUCACAUCAUCGCGAAACGUUUCAUCCUGCCCAAGAUCAAGGCCAUGCGGGCAGGCCAGCCGCUGCCAACUCAGCUGCGACAGGCUCUCUACAAGCUGACCGGCAGGAAUGGCAGUGUGGUGAUGUUUGGGACGUACCCUAGCACUAGAGCGAGGGGGAUUGUGACGAUCAGGAUGGUGAUUCCCGGCAUGUACGUUGGGCCAUACUUCAUUGCCCAUGGCGUGGACCGCGUGCUGCUGCCUCGAGGCACCCGCGUGUGA
Messenger RNA from Closterium sp. Naga37s-1, 786 nucleotides. The record is from the annotation of a GenBank genome assembly. Lineage: Eukaryota; Viridiplantae; Streptophyta; Zygnematophyceae; Desmidiales; Closteriaceae.